This is a messenger RNA of Mangifera indica (mango), 968 nucleotides long. RefSeq names its product 50S ribosomal protein L17-like. The record is from RefSeq and is a predicted model, not a curated record. Gene Ontology annotation, biological process: translation. Lineage: Eukaryota; Viridiplantae; Streptophyta; Magnoliopsida; Sapindales; Anacardiaceae. Gene Ontology annotation, molecular function: structural constituent of ribosome. Gene Ontology annotation, cellular component: ribosome; large ribosomal subunit. The coding region runs from base 102 to 584 and encodes 160 amino acids. The transcript is spliced from 6 exons.
AAGCUGCUCCCUUUUCGUUUCGGCGUUUCGAUUUUAGGGUUUAUCAUUUCUCCCUGAGUCUCGCUCUCUCUCUUAACAAGCUUCCAACUUUCUCUCUGAAAAUGACGAAAUUUCGGAAGCUUAAUCGACCCACCGGUCACAGAAUGUCAAUGCUCAGAACGAUGGUCUCUCAGUUGGUGAAGCACGAGAGAAUCGAAACCACUGUUGCCAAGGCUAAAGAAAUUAGGCGACUUGCUGAUAAUAUGGUACAGCUUGGAAAAGAGGGUUCUCUGUGUGCUGCAAGACGUGCUGCAGCAUUUGUGCGAGGGGAUGAUGUUAUUCACAAGCUAUUUACAGAACUAGCUUAUCGAUACAAAGAUAGGGCAGGUGGAUACACAAGACUACUUCGAACUCGUAUACGAGUUGGUGAUGCAGCUCCAAUGGCCUAUAUUGAGUUUGUUGACAGAGAAAAUGAGCUUAGGCAGUCAAAACCACCAACCCCUCAACCACCACCAAGAGCUCCCUUAGAUCCUUGGCAAAGAUCCCGGCUUACCAGGCAGUUUGCUUCCCCAAAAGAGGAAAAAAUCUCUGAGUCUGAGAUAUGAGAUGCUGCUAUGUUUUUUUUUUUUUUAAUUUCAUUGCUUGAUAGCUUACAAUAUCCUUAAUUCUUCAGAUACUGAACCUUUUUAAGCAUUAAUCAAGCAUACAGCACUAAAAUUUAUCAAUCUCUCAGUCUCAUAUUCUGCAGUUGCACUUUUAGAACAUCAAUAAGAAAGUCUCUCAAAGUAGGGAUCAAAUUUGUAGCCCUUUUUCUCCAAUUCAGCCUUUGACAAGGACUUAAGGUGAUUACAGGAUUCGACAGCGAGGUCAGUGUAUGUAAAUUUUGUAUAUCAUUAUUUAAAAUGCUAUGAAUUUCAACUCAAUCUGUUAAAUUGAAUGUUGCUUAAUUUUGAUAUAUUUGUAAUAUCAGCAUCCAUUUUGCAGUUAAA